CGAAAGUGUACUGUGUAGGGAAAAAUGGCGGAACCCGAAACGGUAAAGGAUAUGAAUUCGCCCAGAAGCGACAGGAGCUCCAGCCCUGGUGAGAUGGGUGCUGCAGAGACGAGGAGGAGGAGGAGGAAGUGUUCCACCUCCUCAGAUGAAGGAGAUAGUGAUGGAGAUGAUCAGAAGAGGACUAACGAUGGGGAGCGUAGUAGCCCUCCUGCAGAAAGAACCAGGGAUGAAGAAGAUAAGGCAGAGGUUCAAGAUGCAGCACAGACACGGCAGUCAGGAUCCAGCGGCUCUGACAGCGACAGCAGUGAAGACGACAGUGACGAUGAUGGCAGACAUAAGAUCAGGAGCAGUGUUGCACAAGUCUCGAGGGAAACACAGAACGAGAGCAGGAGACCCAGACGCAGGAGUUCUUCCACAGAGAGGAGCAACGGUGCAAGGUCGCGUUCACGCUCCGGCUCCAGAUCUCCAUCACCACAGAGAUAUUCAAACAGAUAUGGCAGGCCUCGAGACGGUGACAGAGAUUGGCGUCAAGGUCGAGGCCCCAGCAGAGAGCGAGACGAGGACCGUCGCUCAGAUCGACGCUACAGCAGAAACCGACACACUGAUAGAGAGAGGUUCGGCUCCAGAAGGGCGAGGUCUGCUUCUCCAUCUCAAAAGGACGAUCCCCCCACAGAGGAGCCUCCUGUCAAGAAGAAGAAGGAGGAGCUGGACCCAAUUCUGACCCGCACCGGAGGAGCUUACAUUCCACCCGCCAAGCUGAGAAUGAUGCAGGCCCAGAUUACAGAUAAGAGCAGUCUGGCGUUCCAGAGGAUGAGCUGGGAGGCUCUGAAGAAGUCCAUCAAUGGUCUCAUCAACAAGGUGAACGUGUCCAACAUCGGCAACAUCAUUCAGGAGCUGCUGCAGGAGAACAUCGUCAGGGGCAGGGGUCUUUUGGCCCGAUCUGUGCUUCAGGCUCAGAGCGCGUCUCCCAUCUUUACCCACGUCUACGCUGCCGUGGUGGCCAUCAUCAACUCCAAAUUCCCUCAGAUAGGAGAUCUCAUCCUUAAGAGGCUCGUCCUCAACUUCCGCAAAGGCUACAGAAGAAAUGACAAGCAACAAUGUCUGACAGCUUCUAAGUUCGUGGCUCAUCUCAUCAAUCAGAAUGUGGCUCAUGAGGUGCUGUGUUUGGAGAUGCUGACUCUGCUGCUGGAACGACCCACUGAUGACAGCGUGGAGGUCGCCAUCAGCUUUCUGAAGGAGUGUGGCCUCAAACUCACUGAGGUUUCUCCUCGAGGCAUUAAUGCGAUAUUUGAGCGGCUGAGAAACAUCCUGCACGAGUCAGAGAUCGAUAAGCGCGUUCAAUACAUGAUUGAGGUGAUGUUUGCCAUUAGGAAGGAUGGUUUUAAGGACCAUCCCAUCAUCUCAGAGGGGCUGGACUUGGUGGAGGAGGAGGACCAGUUCACCCACAUGCUCCCCCUGGAGGAUGAUUACAACCCUGAGGACAUACUCAACGUUUUCAAGAUGGAUCCGGACUUUCUGGAGAAUGAAGAGAAGUACAAGGCCAUUAAGAAGGAGAUCCUGGACGAGGGAAGCAGUGACUCUGGUGAUGACGCCGAUGGUAGCGAUGACGAAGAGGAGGAAGAUGAAGAUCAGGAAGAAGCUGAGGAAGACCAAUCCAACGUCACCAUUCUGGACAAGACCGAGGUGAACCUGGUCUCGUUUCGUCGCACUAUUUAUCUGGCAAUUCAGUCAAGCUUGGACUUUGAGGAAUGUGCUCACAAACUGAUCAAGAUGAACCUACCUGAGAGCCAGACGAAGGAGCUGUGUAACAUGAUUGUGGACUGCUGUGCCCAACAGAGAACCUAUGAGAAGUUCUUCGGCCUGCUGGCCGGGAGGUUCUGUUUGCUGAAGAAAGAGUACAUGGAGAGUUUUGAGGGGAUUUUUCAGGAGCAGUAUGAAACCAUCCACCGACUGGAGACCAACAAACUGCGGAACGUGGCCCGGAUGUUUGCACACCUCCUCUAUACCGACUCCGUACCCUGGAGCGUUCUGGAGUGUAUGAGGAUGAGCGAGGAGACCACAACGUCAUCCAGCCGUAUCUUCGUGAAGAUCCUGUUUCAGGAACUGUGUGCCUACAUGGGACUCCCCAAACUCAACGAGAGACUCAAGGACAUGACUCUGCAGCCUUUCUUUGAGGGCCUGUUCCCUCGCGAUAACCCGAGGAACACCAGAUUCGCCAUCAACUUCUUCACCUCCAUCGGCCUUGGUGGACUCACAGACGAGCUGAGAGAGCACUUGAAGAACGCUCCUAAGAUGAUCAUGACCCAGAAUCAGGACGUGGAAUCGUCAGACUCUUCCUCCUCUUCUUCCUCCUCCUCCUCUUCGUCGGACUCCUCCUCCUCUGAUAGUGACAGCAGUAAUAGUGACUCGGACAGCUCCAGCGACUCGGACAACUCCUCAGACGCAGACAAGAGAGGUAAAAAAGCGUCCAGGCAUGGAAAGAAAGACAAGCAGAAAAGCUCCAAACACACUCCUGCUCUAGGGGAGAGGCACAGCAAAAAACGUGGGAACCAAAAGCAGGAUCAGAUUAUUGAGGAGCGCAGAAGAGGAGAGGAAAAGUCACAAAAAGAUUCAUUUGUUUCGCGAGAUCGAGCGAGAAGAGAUUCGCCAGACACACAAGGGCGCAGACGAAAUGAUUCGGCUGAGCGUGGAAGACGAAGGGACUCGUCUGAUGAGCGUGGCGCACGGAGAGACUCGCCUGAUGCACGAGGACAUUCACGUAAAGAUUUGGCGGAUGCACGAGGACGUUCACGCAAAGACUUGCCUGACCGCAGUGGACGGAGAGACUCCCCCGAUGCACGAGGACGUGCCCGUAAAGACUCGCCUGAACGUGGGGGAAGGAGAGACUCCCCUGAUGCUCGGGGGCGUUUACUUAAAGACUCACCUGAUAGGGCCGGACGGCGAGACUCCCCUGAUGCACGAGGACGUGUACGCAAAGACUCACCAGAUGCACAAGGACGUUCACGAAAAGACUCACCUGAUAGGGCCGGACGGCGAGACUCCCCUGAUGCACGAGGACAUGUACGCAAAGACUCACCUGAUAGGGCCGGACGGCGAGACUCCCCUGAUGCACGAGGACGUGUACGCAAAGACUCACCAGAUGCACAAGGACGUUCACGAAAAGACUCACCUGAUAGGGCCGGACGGCGAGACUCCCCUGAUGCACGAGGACGUUCACGAAAAGACUCACCUAAUAGGGCCGGACGGCGAGACUCCCCUGAUGCACGAGGACGUUCACGAAAAGACUCACCUAAUAGGGCCGGACGGCGAGACUCCCCUGAUGCACGAGGACGUUCACGAAAAGACUCACCUGAUAGGGCCGGACGGCAAGACUCCCCUGAUGCACGAGGACGUGUACGCAAAGACUCACCAGAUGCACGAGGACGUUCACGUAAAGACUCACCUGAACGGGCCAGGCGGCAAGACUCCCCUGAUGCACGAGGACGUGCACGCAAAGACUCACCAGAUGCAGGAGGACGUUCACGUAAAGACUCACCUGACCGGGCCAGGCGGCAAGACUCCCCUGAUGCACGAGCACGUGCACGCAAAGACUCCCCUGAUGCACGAGGACGUGCACGCAAAGACUCGCCUGAACAUGGCGGAAGGAGAGACUCUCCUGAUGCUUGGGGGCGUUUACGUAAAGACUCACCAGAUGCACAAGAACGCUCACGUAAAGACUCACCUGACCGUAGCGGACGGCGAGACUCCCCUGAUGCACGAGGACGUUCACGUAAAGACUCGCCUGACCGUGAAGGACGAAAGGAUUCACCCAAGGCACGAGGACACGGUCGAAAAGACUCCCCCAACAUGAAAGAUCGGCCGCGAAGAGACUCACCUGAACGUGGGAGUCGAAAGGACAGGGAACACAAAGGCAGAGAGGACGAGGACUCAUCCAGAAAGGAAACUAAAAGUGACUCUCGUAAGGAGCGAGAGCAGCGGCGCAGCAGAGAGAGGGAAAGGUCAAGGUCAAAAUCACGCGAGCGAAGCCGCAAGGACCCGGGAGACUCGUACAGAAAUGGAGUGGAACGUGAGGACAAGGAGAAUAAGGAGAACCGGUACAGGGAGUCCAGGCGGAGGGAGGACAGGAGCAUGGAGCGGUCGCCACGGAGACGCAGAUAGCCAACAGUGACGGUUAUACCCAAAUAUUUGUAGUCUUUUUUUUAUUCUUUCUUGUUUCCAAACCUUCAUCGUGUCUCUGUGUCUGCAAACUGCUUUGGUGCUGUAAAAAGCAGUGCAUCAUGGGAAAUUUAGUCUAAAGAGACCCACAUUGAAUUCUGUAUGCUGUUCACAUGGUGACUGUUUUAGAUCCACGUUGGACUGAUGGAAUCUUGGAGGACUGUUUGUAUUAUGGAACAUGUUUUGUAUUUUAUGAUUCUGUUUCCCUCAAAUGUUUUGUGUGUUGGAGGGUAAAUAAUUGAUUAAAGGACUGGAACUGG
This is a messenger RNA of Trichomycterus rosablanca, 4475 nucleotides long. RefSeq names its product CWC22 spliceosome associated protein homolog (gene cwc22). The transcript has 21 exons. Gene Ontology annotation, molecular function: RNA binding; protein binding. The record is from RefSeq and is a predicted model, not a curated record. The coding region runs from base 25 to 4158 and encodes 1377 amino acids. NCBI's taxonomy places the organism in Eukaryota, Metazoa, Chordata, Actinopteri, Siluriformes, Trichomycteridae. Gene Ontology annotation, biological process: mRNA splicing, via spliceosome. Gene Ontology annotation, cellular component: catalytic step 2 spliceosome.